AUGUCUUUUCAGAAAGAUGUCCUAAGAACUGCAAUUCAGGCAGCUCUGAAAACCACCUGUCUCUUACAGAUGGGAGUUGGGUCUCUGGUCAAUGUCAUCCUUUUCUUCCACAACAUCUCUCCACUCUUGUCUGGACACAAGCAGAGACCCACAGACAUGAUUCUCACCCACAUGGCCCUGGCCAAUCUCUUGGUUCUUCUCUCCUCUGGGAUCCCCCACACAAUGACAGCUUUUGUUUCAAGUAAGCCCCUGUCCAUUCUAGGGUGUAAACUUGUAUAUUACAUACACAGAGUGGCCCGCAGCACCGCCCUGUGCUCCACCUGUGUCCUGAGCACCUACCAGUCCUUCACCGUCACCCCCAGGAGUGAAGGGAGGUCAUUGCUUAGAAGAGCCCCGAGGGUCACAGACUCUUCCUGUUGGAUCUGCUGGAUAUUCAGUGCCUUAGUGAAUAUUUGUGUUCCUGUGAACAUCAGUGGCCCACAGGACACGCACAACUAUUCUGAUACUCAAGGCAGGUGGUUCUGCACAUCCUUGGUUCAUAUAUCAGGCUUUACGUUCUUGUGGUCUGUCUCAGAUGCCAUAUUUAUUAGCCUCAUGAUCUGGUCCAGUGGCUCCAUGGUGCUGCUUCUGCACAGACACCACCAGAAAAUGAAGUAUAUUCACACCCGCACUGGACACCACAGAUGCCCCCCAGAGACCAGAGCCACCCACACGAUCCUGAUGCUGGUGGUCACCUUUGUCAUCUUCUAUGUGCUGAAUUCUAUUUUUGCUUUUUGUAUUAGUGCUUUUCACGAUUUUCGCCUAUGGUUGCUGCAGACCUCUAGUGUCUUAGUUUCAUGUUUUCCCACUGUUUCCCCCUUCCUCUUGCUCCUUAGGGAUCCUAGAGCACCUAGAUUCUGCUCCUGA
This is a messenger RNA of Dama dama (fallow deer), 906 nucleotides long. RefSeq names its product vomeronasal type-1 receptor 4-like. The transcript has a single exon. Lineage: Eukaryota; Metazoa; Chordata; Mammalia; Artiodactyla; Cervidae. Gene Ontology annotation, biological process: G protein-coupled receptor signaling pathway. Gene Ontology annotation, cellular component: membrane. The record is from RefSeq and is a predicted model, not a curated record. The coding region runs from base 1 to 906 and encodes 301 amino acids. Gene Ontology annotation, molecular function: pheromone receptor activity.